Molecule: messenger RNA, 1592 nt
Organism: Hippocampus zosterae (dwarf seahorse)
Lineage: Eukaryota; Metazoa; Chordata; Actinopteri; Syngnathiformes; Syngnathidae
Gene: sirt5
Product: sirtuin 5
Exons: 9
Coding region: 249-1160 (303 amino acids)
Molecular function (GO): protein-malonyllysine demalonylase activity; protein-succinyllysine desuccinylase activity; NAD+ binding
Source: RefSeq, a predicted model, not a curated record
CCCACGAUGACGCGCAGUAAGUGGUACGAGUGCUCCCUCUGCGGGUCUCUUUUUCCAGCGUUCCUCAUGAUCGUUAUUUGUACAACAUGCAAUUAUUUUCUCCUUUUGCUCGAUAUUGAAUAUUGACAGUAACCGGAAAUGUCAACGAACACUGGCAAAUAAGAACAAAGUACGGGUGUAACAGACGGACACCCGGAAAAGGAAGAGUCCCGGUUCUGUUGACACACUUUGCCAGUCACUGAAACCCGAUGGUCGUACCGCAGUUGACCUCCAGACGCCUCAUCAACUUUUAUACUCUCCUGAGGAAACGCUCGGACAGCCAAAAUAUGACCAGACCCAGUUCGGACCUGGCGGCAUUUAGGGAGAUCUUCUCCAAGGCCUCCAAUAUCGCCAUCCUCACCGGAGCGGGUGUGAGUGCGGAGAGUGGAGUCCCUACCUUUAGAGGGGCGGGGGGCUACUGGAGAAAAUGGCAAGCUCAGGAUCUCGCCACGCCGGAGGCGUUCUCCCGAAACCCGUCCCGCGUCUGGGAGUUUUACCACUACCGUCGUGAGGUCAUGCUUACGAAAACUCCGAACGCCGCUCACCUGGCCAUCGCCGAGUGUGAGGAGCGUCUGGGCAGGCAGGGCCGCGGAGUCGCCGUCAUCACUCAGAACAUUGAUGAACUUCACCGCCGCGCCGGAUCCAAAAAUAUCCUCGAAAUUCACGGGAGCCUGUUUAAAACACGCUGUACGAGUUGUGGUCAUGAAGCCGCCAAUCACAACAGCCCCAUUUGUGCUGCUCUGGAGGGCAAAGGAGCUCCAGACCUGGAAUCAAAAGAUGCUCAGAUCCCUGUCCAGGACCUCCCCAGGUGCGAACAAGCCGGGUGUUCGGGUCUUCUGAGACCAGCUGUGGUUUGGUUUGGAGAGGCUCUGGAUUCGGAGAUAAUCAUUCGAGCGGAGAAAGUGCUGGAUAACUGUGACCUCUGCUUAGUGGUUGGCACGUCGUCUGUGGUGUAUCCAGCAGCCAUGUUUGCUCCUCAAGUGGCCGCAAGAGGCGUCCCCGUGGCCGAGUUCAACAUGGAAGAUACACCGGCCACAAUGCGCUUCAAGUUUCACUUUCACGGCCCUUGUGGGACCACCUUGCCUGUUGCCUUAAGUCCCCAUGCAUCUGAAAAACAAUGAAAAGGACGCACGCCGAAGCAACUGCUCAAAUUCUGGAUGCUUAUUCAAAAGAACACAACAAUCAGAACUGAUCAUUUGCUGGGGGGUUGGGGGGGGGGUUACCUUUUGUAAUCUUAGAUUUCCUCAUUUAAUCACACAAGGAAUGCGAGCGACACAUAAAGAACAUUUUGGGGCUUCAUGUUUGUACAAAAUUUAUGCAGAGCUCUCAUCAUAUCACAGUGAGUCUCUUGCAUUUUGAAUGUGUGGCAGUAGGGGGCAGUGUUAACACGCUGCUUUUUGUUUCCAUCCAGAAUAAAUGAUGGACAGGUUGUAUUUGUGCAUGCGCUCAUUAUAAUACUGACAGUAUUACAGUUUCAGAAGUACAGUGUAUAAAAAUGUCAAUUCACAUACCUGUAUUAUUAAUAAUAAUAAUAAAAAUAGACACCCACCUUU